Porites evermanni is the source of this 909-nucleotide messenger RNA. Lineage: Eukaryota; Metazoa; Cnidaria; Anthozoa; Scleractinia; Poritidae. The record is from the annotation of a GenBank genome assembly.
UUAUUAUCUUUCAUUUCAGGUAUUCUUGUGCUUGCCAAAGUUGAACAAGUUGGUCUCGGUGGCUCACUAAAUGCAGUCUUCACGUGUAAUAGCUGCACUCUUCGAACCGUCAAUUUUCAGGGGUCAGCACUAGUGGAGGGUUCUAAAAGAACUGUGGUGGGACUUGCACUAGGGGUGGCAUUCUUCAUCUCCGGUCAUGGAUUUGCCAAAUUUGAAAGAACACUAAAGCAGUUCCUUGGAAUACGCUGUAAGAACAGGUAUUAUGACAUUGUCAAGCUGGUGUACCCACAUAUCACUGCAAUAUUAGAUGAAAUGUGUGAACAGGAAAAAAACAGAAUGAAGGAGAAAGAUGCUGCUGUCCUAGGAAGCUGGAAAAAGGCAGUUGUCAAGUCAGAUGGUGUGUGGCAUACCAGAGGGCACUUCAGUAAAAAUGGUUCUUUUAUUAUAAAGAACUACCUUACUGGGAGGCUUCUCUGGUAUGGGCAUAAAUGCAUGCGAGGGAAAGAUGAUGUCAUCGAUGUAGAAUUGUAUGCUGGCACGGCCAAGUCUAUGGAGGGAGUCCUUGCCGGGGAGUGUUACAAACAGGCAAAGGAAGAGGGAUGCCAUGUCAAUACAGUUUGGCAAGAUGGAGAUUCCAGCUCUGCAAAGUCUGUCACUGAAAACCACUCCAACAGCAAAGUGUACAAGUGUGGAGGGCAUGUUGGACGUGCUCACACGAACAACCUGAAAGAGGCUGCAAAGAAAAAGGAGUUUUCAAACGACAUUACAAAGAAAUUCAAAGACAAGUUUCCUAAUAUCAAAACACUCAAGUGCAAAUGUGAACGCCACAAGUCUGGAUGUGGUUGUUUAUCACAGACAUUCAUCAAGGGAGCUCGCAUUAACCACUUUUGCAUUCUUCUAUGGUGGUAA